AUGCCAACAACGUAUCAUACUGUUAUACAAUCAGCUCCACCAAACAAUAUUCAAUGUCAACCUAUCAUUAUACAACCAUAUACAUCGAAUAAUCCUUCAGUUAUUGUUAUUCAUCAGGAGAAGAAAGAUGUUCAACAUGGUUGUCAUUUUUUUUUAUGGUUUCUAUCAGGAGGUUUAUGGACACCAUGUUGGUUAGCUGCAUGUUUUGGUUGUUGUUGUGAAAGACCUUGUUAA
Molecule: messenger RNA, 234 nt
Organism: Adineta steineri
Lineage: Eukaryota; Metazoa; Rotifera; Eurotatoria; Adinetida; Adinetidae
Source: the annotation of a GenBank genome assembly